Messenger RNA from Phytophthora nicotianae INRA-310, 3248 nucleotides. RefSeq lists its product as hypothetical. Lineage: Eukaryota; Oomycota; Peronosporomycetes; Peronosporales; Peronosporaceae. The transcript has a single exon. Gene Ontology annotation, molecular function: nuclear import signal receptor activity; small GTPase binding. The record is from RefSeq and is a predicted model, not a curated record. Gene Ontology annotation, biological process: protein import into nucleus. Bases 273 to 2984 code for a protein of 903 amino acids. Gene Ontology annotation, cellular component: cytoplasm; nucleus.
CAUUGGUCGAAUUCCUCACCUCUUUGGUUGGGCGGGCUUCUCCUUCAUUUGCUCACCCACCGUAGCAGUAGCUCCGUCCGUCCGUCGCUUGGUCUCUUUCUCCCCCUCCAGCUCCGCGUGCAGCGUCUCCUGGCCGUCUGCAUUACCUCUGUAUAUCUGCAUUUGCUGUCUGUCCAAAGUCCAAAAGAAAAACAACGUUAUCAAGCGGCCAGACGCUCUAAAACCGGCCAGAAGUCUAGAAGCCGAUCCAGACCAAGUCAGACUCGUCGAUCAUGAGUGAUACGUGGCAGCCGCAGCCUCCGCUACUCAAUGAGGUGGUGGCCCUACUCCAGGCCUACAUGGUGCCCAACAACCAGGUGCAGCGCGAUUCCUACCAGCGUCUGCAGCAGUUCCAGAAGAACCUCGAGUUCAAUCUCUACCUGGUCCACUUGCUCUGCUCCGCACAGGCCGAGCCCAACGUGCGUCAGCUGGCCGGACUCCUGCUCAAGCGCAAUAUCAAGUCCCGCGAUGCCAGUGCCGUGCUGACCCCCACCGAGUCCGAAAUUCUCGCCGUCAUCAGGGCACAGACGUUGCGCGUGCUGGCCGACCCGUUGUCACCCAUCCGCAACGCGGCCGGCUCCAUCAUCACCACUUUUGUGUCCCAAUACACCUUCCUGGACGAAUGGCCCGAGCUCAUGCCGGCGCUGCACGUGCUUCUGGAGCAGCAGGACGAGAAUGCCGUGGCCGGGGCCUUCGGCGCGCUCGUCAAGAUCUGCGAGGACUCGGCCGCCAAGCUCGAGAACUCGCCCAGUCGGCCACUGAACGUGCUGGUGCCCAAGCUUCUGCAGUAUUUCCACCACCAGAACGCCAACUUCCGUCGCGACGCGCUCGAGUGUCUUAACAACGUGCUGAUCUACAUGCCCGUGGGCCUCGUGGUGCAGAUGGAGAACUUCCUGGCCGGCAUCUCGUUGCUCACACAGGACCCGUCCAACGACGUACGCAGACUCGUGUGCAAGAGUAUCGUCAUCUUGCUCGAGGUGGGCGUGCAGUACCUUGUGCCGCACCUGGACAGCAUCAUCCAGUUCAUCCUGCGGGCCAACCAGGACGAGGACGAGAACGUGGCCAUCGAGGCCUGUGAGUUCUGGGCUUCUUUCUGCGAUCUGCGUGAGUUCAACGACAUCAAGCCCAUGCUACAGCCCUAUCUGGGCCAGAUCGUGCCACUGCUGUUCCAGCGCAUGGUGUACAGCGAGGAAGACUUGGCAAACUUCGAGGCGGAGGAGCAGAACCAGAAUGAGAACGUACCUGACCGGCCCGAGGACAUUAAGCCCAUUUUCCAUCGCAAGGCCGGCGGUGGUCAUGAAGGAGGCGGCCUCGAUGACGACGAUGACGACGACGACGAGGACUACGACGACGACGAUGACGACUCGAUGCUGGAGUGGAAUCUUCGUCGCUGCUCGGCCGCUAGUCUGGACAAUCUGGCUAACGGCUACGGGAACGACAUUCUACCGACUCUGCUGCCUUUGCUACAGGAGCGUCUGGCACAGGAACAGCCGUGGCCACUCGUGGAGAGCGGCAUCUUGGCCCUGGGCGCCAUCGCCGAUGGCUGCUACAACGGUAUCACUCCGCACCUGCCACAGCUGUAUCCGUUCCUGCUGCAGAAACUGGAGGAUCCAGCCCCACUUAUCCGGAGUAUCACGUGCUGGACGCUGAGCCGCUACGCGACGUGGGUCGUUGAACAGGGCAACCACGAGAUGCUGUUUAAGCCACUUGUAGAGGGCAUGUUGAAGCGCAUUCUGGACCCACACAAGAAGGUGCAGGAGGCGGCGUGCUCUGCGUUCUGCACGCUUGAAGAGGAAGCUCGAGAAGAACUGGUGCCGUAUCUGACGCCUAUUCUGCAGAACCUCAUGUUCGCUUUUGGCAAGUACCAAGCCAAAAACCUGCUUAUCUUGUACGACGCCAUCGGAACGCUCGCAGACUCGAUCGGCGAGCACUUGAACCACCCGGAACUGAUCAAGAUCCUCAUGCCUCCGCUUAUUGCCAAGUGGAACUCAUUGGACGACCGCAGUCGCGAGAUUCUCCCGCUGUUUGAGUGUCUGGCCCCCGUGGCGCAGGCGCUGGGCAACGGUUUCCAGGAGUUCGCGAUGAACGUGUAUGUUCGCUGCCAGCGUAUCGUGGAGAACGAGCUGCUGGCCGACGCCAUGUCGGAGCAAAGUCCCAGCGAGUUCGACGAGGGCGACCCGGAGCUCAUUGUGUGUGCGCUGGACCUGAUCUCGGGUACGAUUGAAGGUCUGCAGAACAACAGCGAGGCGCUGCUGAACGGCUCGAACAUCCUGAAUCUGCUCAUGAGCUGCGUGCGUCACGACGUGAUGGACGUGCGACAGAGCGCCAUGGGCGUUGUGGGCGACCUGGCCAAGCACGCACCCAACAUUCUCCGUCCCAGUCUUGGAGAUCUGCUGCCAGUGUUGAUCGAGAACAUCGACCCGGACCUUCCUACGGUUUGCAACAACGCCAGCUGGUCGGUGGGCGAGAUCGCCAUUCGAAUUGGAGCUGAGAUGGAGCCGUACGUCGAGAACUGCUUGGGCCGCUUGAUCAGUAUGAUCAAUCGCCCCAAGCUGCCGCGUAACCUGGUGGAGAACUGCGCGAUCACGAUUGGCCGACUCGGAUACGUAUGCCCGAACGUGGUGGCCCCGCACUUGCAGGAGUUCGCCAAGCGCUGGUGCCGUGCUCUCGCCCACGUACGCGCGCCGGAGGAGAAGGAGCACUGCUUCUUGGGCCUGUGCUACAUGGUUAAGGCCAACCCGAACGGCAUCGUCGCUGACUUCAUGUUCAUGUGUGGUGCCAUCGCUUCGCUUGAAGGUCAGCAGAUCCAGAACGCCGAGUUGAAGGACAUGCUGUACCAGAUUGUGCACGGCUUCAAGACGAGUCUGGGCGAGAACUGGGCCGCUUACUUUGCGAGCUUCCCGGAGCCUUUGCGGCAGUUCCUGACCACUCGCUUCAACCUGUAGAAAGCGACUGGGCAGACCAAAGUGAAGUAGAGUGAAGAUGACCACAAGAACGUAGGCUACGAAGAAGCAGCUAGCGUGCAUGGUAGAAAUCAGGAGUCGGUCACGGUAGGAGUAGCAGUAGGCAGAUAGCAGUAGUUAGUAGUUAGUCGAGAGUAGGACGGUAGAGAAUAGUAGAUAAUCGAUCGAUCCCCUUAGCAGAAGGUUGUAGGUACCAAUUGUCAUUCUUUUUCACAAAAAAAAAAAAAAAAGUGUUGUCCGAUACAA